AUGCCUCGGAAUCAAAGAGCGAUCAUUAAAUUAAACCCUGGGGACAGAGUGGAGAUAACCUUACAAGGCGAACUGGAGAUAAUGAUCCUGGGGAACAAGUCUCAGCGCCGGCGCCGGAACCGACGAGGUCGCCGUACCCAACAGAAGCAGAACCAUAGUUUUUCUUGUCAAAAGCAUGAGAAGCUGCAGACUCCGGAGCCCCAGUCGCAGCAGCAAGCCCAGAGCAGCGAGAAUCAGUCCCAAGUUGUUCCAACCCAGGCCCGACUUCCCCGAAGCCAACCUGAACAACCUCAAUUUGAGACACAACAGUGGUUGCCUCAUUGGUGGACACAGCCCGCGGAAGGACUGAAGCAGCGAGAUAUCGAUGAAGCCACACGACAACGGUCCGAGUAUCGAGAGCGAUUGCAGCGGAUUCUGGAUGUGGCCCAGGUUAAAUCGAGUCAGAGUGAGCCGAAAAAAUCGAAGUACGUACCGGCUCAAUACCAACGAGAGGGCACCAACUGGCCCGAAGGUGAAAAGCGACAGCAAAAGAAACCUCAGACCCUGGCCGGGCAUCCAUCUCGAGGACAGUCUCAUCCACAGAGCAAGCCUCAGAACCAGCCGGGCGAUGAUCGGCCCCAAAGCCAGCCUCAAAGCCGGCAGAAACAGCAGCGUCCGUAUACAGAACCUGUGGAGAAGCAAGUUGACAAGGCCACGCGACGACUAUCUCAACAAGGGUUCCGAUCACAGCAGCUUAUGAAUGUGCCCCAGUCCCACUCGGCAUCUGGCCAGCCCCUACAACAGCUCUCUCAUGCCCACCCCGAGCCACAGAUGUACGUGCCCGCUCAGUACCAGAAACCAGAUGCACGGCCCCAGAAGCCGCCUCAGCCGUCUCAAGUUCAGUCCCGGGAACCGUUUUUAUUCCAACAGAGUGUGAAUGCUCAUCCUCAGAGUCAACCGCGAAAGAUGCAAGAGAAACAACAACAACAGCCCUCUUC
Messenger RNA from Aspergillus glaucus CBS 516.65, 977 nucleotides. RefSeq lists its product as uncharacterized. NCBI's taxonomy places the organism in Eukaryota, Fungi, Ascomycota, Eurotiomycetes, Eurotiales, Aspergillaceae. The record is from RefSeq and is a predicted model, not a curated record. The transcript has 3 exons. The annotation marks the transcript as partial.